AAUCAGGUUCCUCGAUAUUUAACAAACCCGAAAUGUUUUCGUGGAUCUUGAGGAAACAAAGGUCGUCGUGGCCGUGGGAUUGAUUUGCGCAGAUGACGAUGGAGCUCUCUCUGAUCACGGCCAAGCAAGGCGUAGCGUUUGGGAGCUCUCUUCUUCUUCUCAACCGGUGGGAUUUAGCUAAUCACAUUUCGUUCGCCGCCGCCGAUUCCCUCGUCGACCAGUCGGCGGUUAUCUUCCCCGUCGAUGCGAUCGCUAAUUCGCCGGUUAGAUCCAGCUCUUACAAGACGAUCCGCAGGAUCCGCAAAAGGAGGCGCACGAAGCGCGUUUCAUACGGCGGCGAUUCGGAAGACGGAGGAGAUUCCGGUCGGUUUUUAUUAGAAGGGGGUGGUUACGACGGUCCGUUUGGGUUUGGCGGUGGGAAUGAUGGCGGUGGAAAGGGAUGGAACUACGGUGGUGGUGGUGGAGGUGGUGGAAAUUGGGAUGAGUCAUCAUCGUCUUCUUGGUCGGAUCCGGCGAUGGAGUUCGUGUACGAAGUGAUUUGCUGGAUUGCGUUGUCGAAUUGUGUGCAUUUUGCGUUCAAGAGGAUAAUGACGAUCGUGACGGAUGGUGAAAGGGAGAAGUUGAAUUUGUCACUGUCUCCUGUCUGCUGAAAAAAUUCGUGGUUAGGUUGCAGUCAUGUGUCGGAAAAUUCUUAUAAUCACAGCUUCAGUUCCAUCUAAUGAUCUCUUGUGUGUAUAUAUAUUUAUAGACAUUGUACAUAUAUAUUUCAUUUCGUUUGCAAUCUACCUUGAAUUC
Molecule: messenger RNA, 795 nt
Organism: Raphanus sativus (radish)
Lineage: Eukaryota; Viridiplantae; Streptophyta; Magnoliopsida; Brassicales; Brassicaceae
Exons: 1
Coding region: 93-650 (185 amino acids)
Source: RefSeq, a predicted model, not a curated record